Messenger RNA from Rodentolepis nana, 1413 nucleotides. The record is from the annotation of a GenBank genome assembly. NCBI's taxonomy places the organism in Eukaryota, Metazoa, Platyhelminthes, Cestoda, Cyclophyllidea, Hymenolepididae.
AUGAGAGUUUUGGUUAUAAUUUUUCGACGAUUUGUGCUAUUCGACGAAGUGAUGAAUCCGUUAGAAGUUAUUCAAAAUACCUGGACUAAAGGGAGGUGCUAUGGCUAUGUUGACGACAUUGCAGAGGAAGAAGAAUUGCGAAAUGCUGAAGUCGGUCCUCGUUAUUACAUCCAUCAUCACAGACCGGGUAAGGGUUGCCGGAAGGACGAGUGCAAAAACUGUGACGUAGACCCUCUCAUAGUUAGUACAAAGGGCCUGCUAGAAAUUCUACAAGCUGAUAACAUGGAGUUCGUUAAACCAUCUGCUUUUAAUAUGGUAAAAACAACUCCAAAUGUGGUUCGCCUUAAAUUGAAUAAAAAAGAAAAAGCGAAGAUCGUUGUGGGAUCGGAACUGAGGGUGCCAACUGGACACGUGCUAACGCCUGCUACGUGCACAAGAUACGCGGCAGUCUGCGAAGGCUGCCGGAGUAGCGUCUAUAGAACUCGGUAUCUUUACUGUAAAAAUUGCCCUGUAGUUAUUCAUAAUCAUCGAAAAUGCAAAAACCUACUGAAAAACAGGUGCCCGGCGCCAGAGCUCGGCAUUUUCGGUUGGGGAGAGGGGAAAGCCGAGCCAAAGAAAAUGCUGAGACAAGUCUUUGAUCUGGAUGACGUCAUGCUGAGUGAACCAUUAGAUGACAACAAAUGUGGCGGAUGCGGACGUGUUUUGGAUCCCUUGAAGGGCCAUCCCCCUCCUCCUCUGCCUGACCCCAAUGGACCUCAACCAGAACUCAAAGGUCCGUUUAAGGGGCUUCGUCGAAGUAUUUCGAAGGUCCUGCAUGGAGGGAAUACGAAAAAGAAGAGGCCAAAAUUAGAAUGUGCAAAGAAAGUCUAUGUCUGCCAUUUCACCAAAAAACAUUACUGUGAAAAUUGUCACUGGAAUGAUCACUGGUAUAUUCCUCCCUCCAUGAUACACAUCAAUGAUUACUCCAGGGAGCCUGUUUGUCGGGCAGCAUACUUAAAAUUACGAGUACUAUGGGAUACCGCGGUUGUUGCUAUCCCCGAAGAAUGGUUCUUCGAUACCGAAACGGGCAGUAAGUUUUAUUAUAUCCGGAAUAAGCUCAAAAUAAUGAUGCGCUAUAUCAGUGUUUGCUCGACCGCUCAAAACAUGCGUAAAUAUCUCGAUGAUUUACACGCUCCCCACCUUCUUGAAUGCUGUACCCUCCUUCGCAUGGUCGAUCUCUGUCAUGUUGUUGAGGGAGAUCUUUAUACUAAACUAAAAGCUAUUGAAGAGGCCUUUGAAGCCCAUGUCAAUAAGUGCUCGAUGUGUCUGAGCAUUAAUUUGAAGUGUUGCGUUUGUCGCGAAGGCCAACCCCUUUUGUAUUAUGCGGAUGAUGUGGGUAUUUGCCAUAAAUGCGAUCUUCCUUAUCAUCUGUGA